UAAAUUUGAGCUCUGAAUAAAUCUUUUCUCAAUAGUUUAUAUGUUUCGUAGUGCUCGACAAUCAUAACAUAUUCUCUAACCUAGUUUUACAUCUGUUGUGAAACAAGAAAAAAAAAAGUGUAAAAAAAGGGUUUCUCAUUUUUCGAAAACAUUUUGGUUGUCUCUCUAAAUGUAUUUUGCAAAAUAUUUGAGUGAUGUAGUUAAGUGUUAGUUCAUCAUAGUAAAAUUUGGUUGAUCUUAUAAAAUGAAAGUGUCUAAAAGGAAGGGAAAGAGAAAAAGGAAUCAGAACGUAGGAACUUCAAAGACUGUUACUGAAAAUGAGGAUAACAUUAGCAAAAAUAAAAAGGAUGAGCAAAAUAAAAAGGUAGAUUUAAAUGGGAAGGAUAAGACAAAUGAAAAGCAUGAGCAAAAUGAAAAGGAUGAGCUCAAUGAAAAGGACGAACAGAAUGAAAAGCAUGAGCAAAAUCAAGAGGACAAACAAAGUGAAAAGCCUGAACAAAGAGAGAAAGAUGAGCGAGUUGAAAUAAAGCCAACAGAGGAAAACGCACAGCAGAGUGAAUCGGUCGGAAAUAUGGAAAAUGCUGAGAUAAAAUCCAGAGCAGUUGUGAAGUAUUCUGUACCUAGGCCACCAGAAUAUGUGAAAUUACAAUGUAAUACUAAUUUAAAUUUACCACCUGCUCAUUGGCUCAGUAGCUCAGCUGACUCCUAUGGAUUGCAAAAGGCUUUCACAUUGACACAUAAAGGCUUUGCUAGUUUCAGGAUGGCCCAGUUGUAUCCAGAUUGUGUAGGAGACGUGGAUGUUAUAUCUGAUGCAGAGAAUAUAAAGAAACUCCUGAAAAUUCCCUACACUAAAGACGUAGUCAGUAUGUUUGUACAUAGAGUUGGAAAUACAUUACUCAUAGAUAACUUUGAUAUCUAUAAGAAUUUUACUAGAACAGAUGGACUAUUCUUGUGGUUACGUGAUUUUGUUUUGAAAAAUCUUAGUACCAAGGCUCUCCAAAAUGAAAGGCGUUUGUAUGCGCAAGAUCGUUCUAGGGAAGCCCUGAAACAUAGGAGCCUCAUUUCGAAAUUUAUGUAUCACAGCUUGGAUAUGAAACAAAGUGAAAGAAUGAUAGAAAAUGAAGUGAACCAAACACAUGGUUCUAGAAGUGUUGAAUAUCCUGUGCUGCCUAAUCCUUCUCCUGAUGUGGAAGCUCCUGACUCAAGUUUCGACGACAAAUACAACCGCAAUGUAGUGUGGACAUUCGAAGACAUAGAAAUGCUCUUAGGUACCGACAUGCCUAUUUUUGGAGGUGGAGAAUAUCCCUGUAUCUCCUUACGACUGAGAGAUAUGAAACAACCCAUCAAUAUAUUGACGGGUAUCGAUUAUUGGCUAGACAACUUGAUGUCUAAUGUUCCCGAAGUGGUGAUGUGUUACCAUCUUAAUGGAUUCGUACAAAAAUACGAACUUAUAAAAACCGAAGACUUGCCGCAACUGAAGAACUCGAAAUUUUCCCCUCAAAUAAUCAAAGAUGUAGCACAAAACAUCCUAUCUUUCUUGAAAACCAACGCUACGAAAGCCGGACACACAUAUUGGUUGUUCAAAGAUAAGGAAGAAGAUGUGAUAAAGUUGUACGACUUGACCUGUCUGGUUCCGCAGAACGACAAAUUGCAAAAUCCGUUCACCAUCCCAGUUGCCAUGUUGCUGUACAGAGUCGCGAGGAACUUCAUGAAAUCCAAAAGGAAGAAGACUGGGGUCAUUAAAAUGCUCUUGGAGAACUGUAUAUUACUACUACCGGAAGAUAAAUAUCCUGAAAUUGUGACAUCUUCCUACUUCAUGUUGUCUGAGAUCUAUUUACCUAUCACGACAAAUCCAGAGGCACCCAAGUUUGACAACGAAGACCAAGAUCAAGAUCCGUUUGAAAGCGACGAUGAAGACCCCAAUGAAGAAGCCAUAAAAUUUUUGGAUCUGGAGUUCACCAAAGCCAAAGAACAUAAGAAUUCGUUCAAACCUCCUCCCCCAAUAGAGGGAGGUGCAGACUAUCGUUGCUUGAAAGCACUCUCUAACAUACAAAGAGGUCUGAAUUGCUUGCAGUACUUCUCUGACGAAACGACUGAACCAGUGCCGAUGGGAGGUGGAAUGCCAGCUGCCAGGAGCUCAGAACCAAUACCUAUGGGAUAUGAGAAAUUGAAUGGCGACAAAAAAGAUACUGUGAGUGGUGCCAUCGAAAAUGUAAAUCAGGCAGAUGAAAAAAAUAAAGAUAAAAAUAAAACCAACGAUCUGAACGAUGACAAUGAAUCUUUACCUAAUAAAAACGAUAAAACCAAUCAUAAGGAUGCAUCAGCUGACAAAGGCGUCGUUAAAAAAGCGUCCAAAUCUAGGAAGAAAAAAGCCAAGAAACAAGAGCCCAGCGAACCGACCCUACUGGUGGUGAACAACAAAAAAACCGAACCCCUACCCACCUGGAAGGAAAAAAAUACGAGACAGGACGGCAUGUCCUGGAAAACCCACCUGAAGAUACUGCUCUACGAAAAGGCCGUGCUCGUCUUCGGCACGCUGUCUGAAUACUACUUCGGCAACGACCAAUACGACAUCUGCUUCAGGAACCUGAGGUUGCUGGCCAGAUGCUCGCUCAUAAUGCGAAAACUGAGGGGGUCCAUACAGUUCAACGAGGACUGCCUGCUCGGGCGAGCUGGGGACUGCUGCAUAAGGAUAUACCUCAAGUCGCAGGAGCCGGGAAACGAUUUGCGGGUUUUCGCGGAGAACAUAUCGACCCACACCGUCAAGGAGGCAGAGAUGUUGAAGCAGAUAGUGAACGACGAAGAACCGAACGGCGGCACGGUUCGCACCCCCAAUCUGAUGUGCGUGUACGAUUGCGAUUUUUCAAAUCCCGAAGGGGUGCUGAACGGGGCUGUGUUGUGCUAUGAAGAGGCCUUGAAAGUGUGCGAAACCGAGAAUAUGCUGAAGAGGUUGGGAAACUCCCUGAAUGAAGCUGGAGCCUAUUUCUUGCAUUACGCCAAAAGGUUUCAAGGCAGAGAGAUAGGCGAAUGGGCAAAGAAGGGAGAAGUUUACUUAUUGAAGGCGUUAAAAGUCUUUGAAAAAAUUGGAGACAAGGAAAACGUGGCUCUUCUCAACACAAAUCUUGCCCACAUGUAUAGAGUCCUGGCCUACUCCUAUUACUCCCCUGGCCGUCCAUUAAUUUCAGAGGAAAGAGCUUGCUAUGCCAAAUGCAACGAAUAUUUCAAGAAAGCAUUGAAGAUUCUGGGAAAAAGAGAUACAAAUCCAAUUAUUUGGGAUAGUAUAAAUUGGGAAUUGUCUCUGUCUUUAUACUCGGAGGCUUGUGCAAUGCAAGAAAAUCUUUCAAUAGAUGCUGCUAAUAUGGCGAAACACAGGUACAAAAUAUUAUCGGCUUGGAAGAUGGCAUGGGAUAGUUGUGAAAAUAUAAAGGAUCAUGGCAAGUAUCAACAAUGCAGACAAAGAAUGAAUGUUAUCAAAUCGAAAAUGGCCGAAUUACAUCACAAAAUUUUCUUGGAAUCCAAUGAUCGGGUUGAGCAAGAGAAGAUGUACAGUCUUGCGAUUCGUGAUUACACAUGGCUGGCUGAAUAUUACUUGGAAAUUAGGAGACCAGCCCCUUAUUUCAGAGUUCAACUAAAACUGUUCAGAUUGCAUGAAGUCUCAUCUGAAAGGGCUACUCAACUCAGACAGGUUAUGGAAAGCCUGUAUGAAUGUGUGAGGUUGUCUUGUGAGAUGAACGACAUGAUUCGGCUAAUAUUGAAUGGGGAAGCAAAAAUAGUACCCGAGGACCUUUCUAUGGUUCAUACGGAUGGAGAAGAUAAACUAUCAUUCCCGCUACUAUUGGAGUUGUUUAUGUCGAAGGUUCAACAUGUCAUGAAGAAAGUAUUGAAGGUGUAUGCUAUGGAUAAGUUGCCUCGACAUGGAUUGAUAAAGCUUUACAAAGAGUGUUAUAGAGUUUCUUUAUCUUUUAGUACAGAUUUGACUGAGCAGAAUACGCUCGUUAAAAUAUAUGAAGGUUUAGAAAGAAUUAAAACGUUAUUAGAGACUGAAAAUUUUGAAUAAAUAUAUUUUUUACUUGUUA
This is a messenger RNA of Coccinella septempunctata (seven-spotted ladybird), 4076 nucleotides long. RefSeq names its product erythroid differentiation-related factor 1. NCBI's taxonomy places the organism in Eukaryota, Metazoa, Arthropoda, Insecta, Coleoptera, Coccinellidae. The coding region runs from base 245 to 4057 and encodes 1270 amino acids. The transcript has 10 exons. Gene Ontology annotation, molecular function: protein binding. The record is from RefSeq and is a predicted model, not a curated record. Gene Ontology annotation, biological process: positive regulation of DNA-templated transcription.